Messenger RNA from Echinops telfairi (small Madagascar hedgehog), 213 nucleotides. It is a transcript of the gene SMIM42, whose product is annotated as small integral membrane protein 42. The record is from RefSeq and is a predicted model, not a curated record. The transcript has a single exon. Bases 1 to 213 code for a protein of 70 amino acids. NCBI's taxonomy places the organism in Eukaryota, Metazoa, Chordata, Mammalia, Afrosoricida, Tenrecidae.
AUGUCUUCCCCGCAACUUCCUGCCUUCUUCUGGGAUAAGAGUACACUCACCACCGCCAUCUCCGACCCUGUUUAUCUAGUAAAAGUUCUCUUCUUCUUCGCCUUCCUGAUGACCUUGGUCACUCUCCUCAUCCUGGUCUGGAAGCUCACCAAAGGCAAAGGCAACGAGAAGGCGGAGGCGGGCUCCAAGAGAGGAGCGACGCUGCUGGCCUGA